GCGGCAGGGGGCGGCCAUGGCGGCGGCGCGGCCCGGGCCCGGCCGGCUGGGGCUGGUGGCGGCCAUGGCGUUGGGGCUGGGGCUGGGCGCGGCCGCCGGCGCCGGGCUGGGCCUGCUCUGGCUGCGGCGGCGGAGGCGGCGGGUCGGCGGGCGGCAGGCGGAGGCCGCGGGGCAGCGGAGCCAAGGUGGCGUGUACCACACGGGCACCGUGGCAGUGACAGCAGAGCAGAAACACCCUUCUGACUUUGUCGUGCCCAGAGCGCUGGUUCCUGUAGAGGCGGGAGAUGGGGCCAUGUACACAGCUCUCCUGCCGCAGGAGGAGCAGGUGGAUGUGCUGGAGCGCCUGGACUUCGUGCUGAGGAACAUCUCGGAGCUCAGGAGGGAAGUGGAGGAGCUACGGAGCACCUUGCAGCACUUAGCUGCAGAAAUCGUUGGCGAAGUCAGGUCCCAUCUGGAAGAAACCCAGAAAGUAACUCGCCGGAGGCGGUUCCCGUUUCCUAGAGAAAGAAGUGAUUCCACAGGCUCCAGUUCAAUUUAUUUCACAGCCAGCUCAGGAGCAGCCAACACGGACGAUGGAGAAAGUGAAGGAGGGUACAGCACAGCCAACGCUGAGUCUGAUUACGACCGGGAGUCCGAAAGAGAGAGCGAAGAAGGGGAAGAUGAAGUGAGCUGUGAAACAGUGAGACCUGUGCGGCGGGAUUCCCUGGAUCUCGUCAACGAGGAUGAAACGCAUUUAAUGUUAGAUUCCUCGCUGGAGGAGGGACUGGGUCAGCUCCUGCAGCAGGCUGACCGCUUGCACAGCGGAGACGAGCAGGAGAAGAGAGAGGGGUUCCAGCUGCUGCUCAAUAAUAAACUGGCGUACGCGGAUCAGAAAGACUUUCUUUGGCGCCUGGCCCGGGCACACAGUGAUAUGAGCGAAAUCACAGAAGACACAGUUGAGAAGAGAUCGUACGCGUCUGACGGGAAAGAAGAGAUGGAAAUCGCCUUACAGAAAUGGGACCAAAGUGCUGAGUGCCAUCAGUGGUACGCUGUUCUCUGCGGGCAGUUAGCGGAACACGAGAGCAUUCAGAAGCGCAUCCAAACUGGGUACGUUUUUAAGGAGCACAUUGAUAAAGCCAUUGCACUGAAACCGGAGGAUCCAAAGUCUCACUAUCUUUUGGGCAGGUGGUGUUACCAGGUUUCCCACCUGGGCUGGCUUGAGAAAAAGACUGCUGCUGCUUUGUUUGAAGCCCCUCCUACAGCCACUGUGCAGGACGCGCUGCAAAACUUCUUACGGGUCGAGGAACUGAGCCCAGGAUUUUCCAAAGCAGGAAGAGUCUACAUUGCCAAGUGUUACAGGGACCUGGGGAACAACUCCGCAGCCGUUCUCUGGAUGACUCUUGCCGCGGAGCUGCCCGUUAAUACAAAAGAGGUAGCGGUCUCACUGAGCACGCGUUGAUGAUGGGCAGAGAUGAAAUUGUUUUAUGAAAGAUGUUGCAGCUUGAUGCAGAAAGCGAGAGAGAACUUGAAGAGAUGCGGUCGGUCUGCCAAGAAUAAAUACGUACAGGCUCAUUCCGCUUGAUACUGCACAGACAGUAGAAUUCCAGUUAAAGGGGUUUCAUGAUCCUGACAGCUUUGAUUGCACUUCGUGGAUAAGCCCCAAGAGCUUACAGGAAAAAGCACGCAGCAGUCUCAUCGGCACAUCCAGGAAAAGAUCUUGGUGGGAUUUAAUCGGAUAAAAUUUUGUAUUUUCCUCCUGA
Chroicocephalus ridibundus (black-headed gull) is the source of this 1739-nucleotide messenger RNA. RefSeq names its product regulator of microtubule dynamics 3 (gene RMDN3). The coding region runs from base 17 to 1438 and encodes 473 amino acids. NCBI's taxonomy places the organism in Eukaryota, Metazoa, Chordata, Aves, Charadriiformes, Laridae. The transcript has 13 exons. Gene Ontology annotation, cellular component: cytoplasm; spindle microtubule; mitotic spindle pole. The record is from RefSeq and is a predicted model, not a curated record. Gene Ontology annotation, molecular function: microtubule binding.